GGACGAAGUGGCAGAAGUGCAUUCAAUCCCAAUCAAGACGGAGCAUCAAUCAUCCUUUAGAUGGGUAACAACAGGGCGAUGCUUUACAACGCACAUGGAGGGGGUAGGGGGUGGGUGGAGGGAACAGACAAAGAAAGGAGCAGUCCGGAAUUACCGCUGGAGUCGCCAUCACCACCUCCUGAGAGUACCACGACGCAACAACGGGCGCGAAUGAAGGAGCCGGAAUCCUCGUUUGUUCGUGAUGCCGGUGGGGCAGGAGCCGCACUUGUGUGCGUCCAAGACUCACCCGAUACUUGCUCGCAUCGGAGCACCGGGCCAAGGCGCCAGGCGCUAGGCUAUGGCAGCAUGCUAGGGCGCGCAGAAGCGCGAGUGCGCAACGCAAUUCCGACUAUCCGCGUUGGCGGAGCGCCGGGCCGUCGGCCAGAGAGGCAAAGGGUAGCAUCGGCGUUCAAACCGCGACAACAAAGAACAAGACGGAAGCAGCGGCAAGCAAGGGAACUCGGCAAUAACCAAGCAGAGCAGCAGACACAAGGCGCCAAGAGCCUUAGGGUUCCGGUACCACGACCGUCUAUCAGAGUAACAUCACGGGGUGCUGUGUUGCAAGGGCGACAGGAUGUUGCUCGGCCGCUAUCAGCAGGAGUAGGCGGGGAUCGUGCCGUGAACGCCGAGAGGCACGGCGAGAAGGAACACUACAGGAGAAAGAGCGCAAAGGCAAUCAGGGUGAGAGAGGGCGUAUGGGGGUAUGCGGACAAGGUACGGAAGAAGAAGAGGGGGAUUGCAAGGAAGGACGAGGGGCUCAAAGGGAGGAGAGAACAGGAACAGUCAGACUCAGCUGCUGACGAGGGGCUGGAAUUUGGGAGAGGAUGGGAGAACGACGAUGACGUGGGAGAUGGUGAUGACGUGGGAGAUGGUGCUGAGGAAGCUGGAAGAAGAGGAGGCGGGAGGGGGGGAGAGGCCGCAGCCAGAGAAAGGCUCAGCGGUGGGAUCGGGAUCGGGAUGGGUCAUGAGCAGCGGCUGCGAUCCUCCACCUCCACCGGUCCCGACUUGCUGUCCAGACCAGCUGGGCCUCCGCUGCCUCUGUUUCCAAUCCUACCCCCUGAAGUGGGUGGUGCACAGCCGUCACGUGCUGCACGGCUGCGACACUUGGCCAUAGACAAGGGGCAGAGUGCUGCUACAAGGUACUCGCUACAGACAUCUGCGGCCUUUGAUAUUGACCAAGAGGUAGACGGGCGGCUGGGGCUGGCUGAGAAUCCACCAGCUGCAGUCUCUGCAGAAGGUAGGGGAAUUGACGAGUGUCCUUUCAACGCGUCAAGGGGCACGACAGAUGGCAUCUUCACAGAGCUUCCGGAGGAGAAAGAAGAGGAUCGGGAUCGGGGUAGCUGCCAUGAAAAACGAUGCGAGUAUGAUGGGAAAGAAAGGGCCAAGAGCAGGGACGGGAAGAGGAGGAGGAAGGACAAGGAGGAGGAGGAGGAGGGGAGUGACAGGCACGAGAGGAAGAAGGAGGAGAAGAGGAAGCAGAAACAGAAAGAGGAGAAGAAGAAGAAGAAGAAGAGGAGGAGGAAGAGGGAACGGGAACCAGCAAGCUCUGCAGCCAUGGACGAUGACCGUCCCUUGGUGGGCCCAGUUGCCCUUGGGACUGGAGGGAGACGGCCAGGAGUUGAUGCCUGGUCUGGCACCAAGCUGGGUUCUGACAAAGGGUAUUUCUUUGAUACUCGAGGAGACAAGGAUAAUCUUGCCUUUGGCUGUCUUUAUCGGUUGGAUGUUGCAAGGUAUGAUCGUUUUGAAGGGGUUGGCAGUCAUCAAGCACAUGCACAUCGACGGCUCGCAGCGAUUCGGAUGCAAAGAAGCAUGGGACGGUUGGGCCCUGAUUGCGAUCCGGACGACUGUCAUCCGAAGACAGAUGGGCCACGGCGGGAUAUCCGGUACUGGGCGGGAAAACUGGCCAGGAUAUGUGCAAGUAACAGAUUGCGGCGAAUCAGGAUAGAAGCCAUGGGGAGGAGGAGGGGGAGGAGGGGCGGGAGGAGGGAGUUUCUCUCCGGUGGUGGUGAGGAAGAGUUCAUUUCGUUGGACGAUGAGGAGUGUGGGGUAGGAGGACGGAGCAGACAGCAGGGCCAGGUGACCGAUAGAGAUGGUGGAGGGGUAGGGGUAGGGGUAGGGUUGACAAGAGGGGGUGGAGGAAGGGAGCAAGAAGAAGGGGAGAAUUUGGAGGAGUGGUUGAUUCAUAGGUCGAAAGACUUCAGCCUGAGGACAAGAGAGAGACCUUAUGACGUAUCCCUGUGGUUGGAGUAUGCGGGGUUCCAGGACGAGUUCCUCCGACUAAACCAGAAGAAGGCGAACCAAGUGCAUGCGAUCGAGAAGAAACUGUCUAUCUAUGAGCGGGCGUUGGAAGCGAACCCGGAUAGCGAAGAUCUUCUGCUGGCUUACAUUGGCAGUUGUCGUCAACGUGAUGAUGCACAGACCCUGCAGAAGAAGUGGACUCGAGCUGUCACCCGCGUACCGGGCUCCUUCAAGCUGUGGUGGGAGUACGUCCACUGGCAGCAAUCGCAGUUCGCGUCUUUCUCUGUGACAGCCAUUCGACGGCUUUAUACGGAUGCGAUUCAAGCAAUGGUGUUGGCAAGGAACCGGGCAAAGAAGGAGAAAUUGCACAGACGUGAUGGAUACGAUGGAGGUGUUCUUGACGACGGCGGCGUUGAGAAAGCGUUGAAUGCAGAAGAGCAGCAGCAGCUGCUGCCGGAGAGAGUGGGAGAGAUUGAGAGGGAUGUUGUGGGCCUCUUCGCCGAUCUGUGUAGAUUCGAAUGGCAAACGGGAAAUAAGGAGAUGGCGGUGGGAAUGUUUCAGGCAGAGGUGGAGUAUGCGGUUUACUCGCCCCCUCUGAGCAUGAGCGAGGCGAACAAGAUGAGGUUAUUUGAAGCAUUUUGGGAAUCCGAUGCGGCAAGGGUGGGCGAAGAAGGGGGCAGAGGGUGGGCUGCUUGGGUGGAGGCACAGGAGGAGAGGAGAGUGGAGAUUAUGAGAGAGCAAAAGGAGGAGGAAGAAAGGAGGGAAAAGGAGGAGCAGGAACGAAAAGGUGGCUGGACAGGCUGGCGAGAUCUGAAGGAGGAGGAGUGGGGUAGAGAGAGAAAAAGCGGCAAAGGAUCGCUGGAGGAAAAAAAGAAACAGCUGGGGAAGGGAGGUGGAAAUGGGGAUAACGGUGAAAAUGAUGCAGAGGACAUCAGGGGUCUGGGAGAGGAGGAGUCAGAGGGGUCAGAGGAGGAGGAAGGAGAGGGGGAAGAACCUGAUGAGGAAGAGUUACUUCAGCAACUGGGGCUGACCUCUGGGCAGGAGCCUGAAGUUACAGACCCAUCGAUAUGGAGAAAAUGGGGAGAGGAGGAGAGGCGGAGGGAUCGAGAGGAGUGGCGGCCUUUGAGGUCCUCCAUGUCUGAUGAUGGUGAGGAGGUAGGUGGUAUGCAGGAGAAGGACGAAGAGGACUUGCUUGCGCGGAAGGUUGUAUUUGAUGAUGUGACGGAAAACCUCUUCUCCUUGGAAAGCAAGAAAGGUAAACAUGAGUUGAUCUUGGUUUUCCUUGAGUUCUGCAACGCACCCAUCCUCACUAAAUGCUCGAAUGACGCUCGUGCAAAGGAGAAACUGGAAGCUAUGGAGGCCAUCCCUCCAGGUAGCUUCUUGGUCGAUGGCCGCGGGAAAGCCACCAUGCCCGGUGCAAGAGGAGGGAACAGGUCCUCUUCUUCUGCAGACGCUCGAGCCUCAGUGAGGUGGCGUUCUGUCCAUGAGCUGCUGCUGACGUCAACACCUGUUUUGGGCCAUUUUGGGUCAAAGAAGGGCGUCGUUGCAAACCCAGACAGGAGAGCUGCUGUUGACGUCAACACCUGUACAGGCCAUUUUGGGUCAGUACAGGAAGAGCGAGAAGUAGAAGAAAAUAAAGAAGAAAAAGACGACUGUGGAAGUCCUCGGAGCUAUCUUUGUGCUUCUGUUGCAGGACGUGUCUGGUAUGAGGAAGCAGAGGGCCGCAAGGAUUUCGUGACGAACGUCUUAAGGGAAACAGCAACCUGUGUGUUCCCGAAGGAUGGUCGGCUUAUAGAGGGUUUUCUCAGGAUGGAGGCUGAAACGGGGGGCGGCAUUGGUGCAGCCAGCAGCUCGGCGAAACGUCUCUUGAAGAAUCUGAGAGAGGAUUUCGGCCUUUGGACGACAUACGGGCUGAUGCAGGGUGCUGCUGGGAACACUGACGCUUCUCGGCGGGUAUUCGAGAUGACGCUGAGUUAUCCCUCUUCCCGAGAUGCUGCCGCGUUCCUCUGCCUGGCCUAUGCGGAAACAGAGCUGUCAGUGCGAAGUGGCGGGAAGGGAGUGGUGUCAGGCCCUCAGGAGGAAAACGACAGCUUUUCGAGGGAGUCUCUGGGGAAACAACGCGCUCUGAAUGUUCUGACACGUUUCGGUGAAGGCUUUGGAUCUUUUGGUCAACCGAAAGAGCCCAUGGAUGGACUGGCCCAGCUGUCGUCAACGCGGAUUUUGCGUGCUCGUAAAGGUUACGCGCAUCUGAUGCAAGGGCUGCGAGUGGCUAGCGUCCGGAUUGGCCUCGAUGAGAGGGGUGCUGCUACUGUCGCCUGCACAGCUCUCUUUGAAUACUUGAGUGACGGAUGGGAAGCUGCAGCGACUGUUUACGAGGAGGGUCUGGCCAUGACUAUGCCAGAGAAGCGAAAGAAGAGCCUGACAUGCGAACUGCUCUUUCUGCGCUAUGUAGAUAUGCUUGCGUCGGAGGUCCCAGGUGUGAGGCCAGCGCAUCUGCGCCAGGUCAUACUCAGGGGUCUCGCAGACUAUCCCAACAACACCCGCUUGAUGCAUCUGUACUUGACAUUGGAAUCUCACUCUUCGCUGACCAACCGAUUGCGCCGCUUUCUCGACGAGGCGGCAUCUCGCCACCCGUCCACUCUCAUCUGGUUGGUUGCCUUCUGCACAGAGGUCGACCGCGAGGGGGCAAGGUCCCGGAUCCAUAACCUUUUUGAACGGGCGCUCGACGUCGCAAGGAGUCCGACGUGGCAAUCGGUCGUCCUGUGGCGCUGUUACGUCCUCUACGAGUUGAAGAUUGCCAGGAAUCCCGACAGAGCGCGCCGAAUAUUUUUCCGUGCGAUUCACGCCUGCCCGUGGUCUAAGAUUUUGUGGCUUGACGGCUUCUCUCUCCUCGGUUCGGUCCUUUCUGCCAAAGAGAUGUCUGAUCUUGUGGAGAUCAUGCGGGAGAAGGAGAUUCGGCUGCGCACGGAUGUGUACGAGAUUUUGCUCCAAAGACUACAAGGCCAGAUCACUUCCUGAGUUGCGCCAAUCUUCCGUUCCGUUCCGUUCCGUUCUGUUAAAGGAUCACUGCCUCUGACAAGGUUUUUCCGCAAAUCUUUUUGCAUGAAGGUCAUCUGUUUCGUGCUUUCGUGUGUUUAGAGCCAAACUCGUCAAAUCACCAGCCCCUUCACGUAACCCACCAAAUCCGCCAGACGAGUUGUCUGGCAGUGGCGGUUUUCGAUAAAGUGAAAGAUGCAGAAGCACUCGACAAACCCAACAUGUUUUUUACCCUGACGGCAGGUAACUCUCCAUCCACUCAUUGGAUUCGACAUAUAGGGCCUCGCUGCACUACGCUAGACACCUGAAAAAUUUCAAGAGUACAUCUAGCGCUGUCAGACUCCUGGAUUGGCAUCAAGUGCUGUCGUCUCUGCACUUACUCCCGACUCUCAACUCUCGCGAGCAUUCUUGACUGUCGGACAGAAGUUCGAGAAGCUGAAAAGACACUACACGACAGGGCAGCGACGAUUUGUCCAUGGAGACUGGACGCCAACUCUCGAAAUUUGUAAACCGCAUGAAGGUUCCGAUCGGUCUCGCUUGAAAAAAACGCCGCUGCAGGUGGGAACUGUGGAAAGCUUCAAGAGCUCGUCCGAAGGGAUGUUUCCGACACGUCUUGAAGCGCCAGACCACGAGUACUUUUCCACAGUUAGUGCAGCCAUGACUCACUCUCGAUGUUUUCGAGAGUGAAUCUGAAAGUGCUUGAAAUGAAAUUCAGGACGCGGC
Molecule: messenger RNA, 6036 nt
Organism: Chara braunii
Lineage: Eukaryota; Viridiplantae; Streptophyta; Charophyceae; Charales; Characeae
Source: the annotation of a GenBank genome assembly